Messenger RNA from Chaetomium fimeti, 1104 nucleotides. RefSeq lists its product as uncharacterized. NCBI's taxonomy places the organism in Eukaryota, Fungi, Ascomycota, Sordariomycetes, Sordariales, Chaetomiaceae. The record is from RefSeq and is a predicted model, not a curated record. The transcript has a single exon. The annotation marks the transcript as partial.
AUCCUGUGCCUCGUCCCGCUCCCCCUCCCCCCAAAUAACUACAAGAAACACCACCCCCUGAAAUUCAACCCAAACACCUCCUCUCCGCCAACCUCCAACCCACACCAAUCCACCCUCAACUCACAUCGCCCCCAAGACCCCCUUCAGAAUCUUCAUAUCCUCAUUAUCCCUCCUCUUCCUCUCCAUCUCCGCCACCAACGUAACCACCACCUCCCCAAACUGCCAAUCCGUCAACCCCUCCCUCAGAAUCACCAACCUCCCCUCGCUCCGGCUCGUCCCCCCGCCCGCAUCCGCCCCAUCCCUCGCCACAAACUUAGCCACAUACGCGGCGGCCCCAUCCCCGCCAUCCUCCAUCAACACCAUCGCCCCAUUCUCCACCACCCACCUCAUCUUGCCCUGCGACCCGGCCCCCAACCCCGUCUGGCUCACAAACUUCUUCCGGAACCGAUACUGCCCACCCCCCACCCCACCCCCCACACCCCCGGGGCCAUGGAGAUAGGCGUCCGCCUUCUCGGUCGUCAGGCUGUGGAACAGCGCGCCGCCCAGCUCGGGCCCGCUGCCGUCGCCGCCGCGGUGGAUGGUCAGCUGCGGGGUGAGGGAGAGCGAGGACGGGUAGAGCACGGUGAACAGGGGUGCGGAGCGGUCCGGGGUCAGGAAGGUCAUUUGCCGCUUGGAGGUCUGCACGAAGGGGUACUCGAUCGGGUUGUACAUGUACCCGCUGCCGCUGCCGGUGUUGGGCUGGGGUUGGUGGUAGGGUUGUUGUUGUUGUGGUGGUGGUGGUGGUGGUGCUUGGUGCUGUGUCGGGUAGGGUUGGGGUGGAGGGGCGUAGGUUGGGUAUUGGCCGUACGGGUGUUGGUAUCCUUGGGGUGGGAAGUUUGGGUUUUGGUUCCAGCCCAUCGUGUUGGGCGGCGGCGGCGGCGGCGGCGGGAAGCCCUGGGAGAAUUGGUUUUGGGGUUGGUGUUGAUGCAUGUUUUGUUGGGCGUAAGGGGGUGGUGGCCCAAGAAGCGUCUUGACGAAUGAUGACAUAGUUUCUCGUGAACAACGAUACGGUUGAGAGAUGUGGCCGAUGUGUGCUUGACUGGGUACAAUGAAUAGGGCAAAUGA